This is a messenger RNA of Trichoplusia ni (cabbage looper), 1715 nucleotides long. RefSeq lists its product as uncharacterized. The record is from RefSeq and is a predicted model, not a curated record. NCBI's taxonomy places the organism in Eukaryota, Metazoa, Arthropoda, Insecta, Lepidoptera, Noctuidae. Bases 840 to 1613 code for a protein of 257 amino acids. The transcript has 5 exons.
UACUGAUUUUUCUUUUUGAAUCCAACUAGCCGUUGUUAGUUUCCAUUUAACGCAUUGAAUGUAAUACUAAGGUUUUAUAUUAUUUUCAUGCUUACAUCUUUCACCAUAGAACUAUUACUAAUAUAUUCCAUGUACUUAACUGAAAACUAUUGCUGUCUAUCGUUUAGAAAUAAGAUUAUUUAUAAUAUUUUCGUAAAGUGGAUUCAUAAUCUAUUUUUUAUCAACGAUUUUCUAAGGCGUAUUAUCGAAAUUGCUCGACUAGUUUCGAACCCUACAAGAGUCCAUGACUAAGACACUGGACUACUUAAUCGACUCCCGUUAAUUAAAUUAACGUUUAUAAUGAGUUCUAGCCAAAUAAGUUUCGAUAGGUUUUCAUACGUAGCUACUAGCAUAACAUUUGAACAAGUGUGCACUAUUGAUUUUUAACUGCCGACUCACCAACUCAGCCUCAAUCAUGACAGGUCACUGCUGGACAUUGGCCUAUCCCAGGUUUCGCUAAAGCAUUCAGUUCUCCUUUCACAUACAUUCUGACAUUUCCAACUCACCUAUUUUAGGUUCGUCGUUCCUUCGGGCGUAGUGGCGUUCCAUUCUGCGUUUCACGAUACGCAGUUUUCACUGAAAUGUUCGACUUGUCCAUGCAUAUUUUCAACUACCACAUUUAACAUUGGCACUAUUGUGUAGCUAAAAAUCAUUUCGUUUUUUAUUGUAUAGUACCUACAUAAAUCUUUCUGCAAAUGACAGUUAUGGGUUUUGUAGUAGGAUUUCGAAUGUAUACCAUAGUGCAUGAACAUGUUUGUACGUUUUUGUACAAUUUAUAAAAUAAACAUUAAAAAUGGACGAUGAUUAUUGUGUUGCGUUGUAGCAUAUUGGCAGUGAUCAUCUUUAUACCGCUUUCAUCAAUCCAACAUUUUAUAGAGCCUCUCAGUGAUUGCUUGCUAGCUGAUAUUUGUAAUCACACCUGGAUACCGGAAUGCGCGGAAGACCAAGAGACAGCUCACACAAGACUUUUCAUAGACGAAUGUGAUAUCUAUGAGUACAAUUGUGAUUAUGACGUCAAAUAUUUAAUAGUGAACUACUCGGACUGUUUUGGCCCAAUGACAUGUCCAACACUUCCACCACAGAAACAACUUCUUCGUCAAGGAAACUACCUGUACCGAGGAGAUGGCAGACUCAUUUACUCACCAACCAGAAAUGCGGGCACAGAGCGCUUUACUCACACUAGAAGAAAAAUGAAAACAGCAAAACAUUUUGACGGUAAGCGAAGAUAUACGCCAGAAAAAGGGAGAAAAAAGAAGAAGACUACGCCGUGUGGCCCUUGUAUGAGAGCCAGGCAAGCUUUGACGCCGAUGCCUGAUUUGAAGCCAAAACCGAAACCGAAAGCAAAACCGAAAUCAGAUCUUCGUCAGGUGAGGCCCCCCAAGUUACUGGGCACGACGAAGAAGUUCACAACUGUUAAAACAACGAAACAGGUUAUAAAAACAGCAACAAUCGGAACUGUAAUAUUAAAAAAGGUAACAGUCAUCAAAGAUGGGAAGAAAUAUUAUAAGGUGGUCAAAGGAUACGCACCGAAAACAACCGCCAUGACGAGAGCAGACUCGGAUUAUUUAGAAUAAAAGUUACAUUCGAUUUUGUUUAUAAUUUGUUUUACUGAUAGUUCACUUGGGAAAAAUAAUGGACACUUUUUGGAAGACCACAUCGUUAUACUGUUUUUUUUU